This is a messenger RNA of Fundulus heteroclitus (mummichog), 4883 nucleotides long. RefSeq names its product dual specificity phosphatase 26. The record is from RefSeq and is a predicted model, not a curated record. Bases 468 to 1070 code for a protein of 200 amino acids. Gene Ontology annotation, molecular function: MAP kinase phosphatase activity; protein tyrosine/serine/threonine phosphatase activity. The transcript is spliced from 4 exons. Lineage: Eukaryota; Metazoa; Chordata; Actinopteri; Cyprinodontiformes; Fundulidae. Gene Ontology annotation, biological process: negative regulation of MAPK cascade; protein dephosphorylation. Gene Ontology annotation, cellular component: cytoplasm.
CAGAGCGGGGCGCUCUCCGCCAUACGUGCGCAUAAAACGGCGCAAAAUAACCUCCAUUGUUUUCCAAGAAACCACAGAGAACCCGGACUGGCGGGAGCGCGGAUGGAGCUGUCUGCAUUGCUGGAGUAAACAGCCUGUGUUUCACUGCUAAAAGGCGGCGGUCACCGUGGGUUUAACGAAGACUUGUUGCGAGGAUGGAGACGCGGCGGCGGCGGCGGCGGGCGGGGGAGAUUCUUGGUGGAUGCUGAGAAGCAGCCGGAGUCUCAUCAGCAUCCUUCCUUCCUCCCACAUCCACUACAUGAGUCAACAUGGCCGCGGAGCAGCGCCACCCGCUCGUCUUCUGAGCCGGAGAAGCAGACAAUACCGCGGUACAGAAAAAAACAACAACACACACACACGGUUCGUUUCUAGCUGCAGCAGCGGCAUUUGGUUCUGAAGAGAACAUGAAGCAAAAGUGUCAAAAAUAAAUGGCGUUCAUGUCCCGGUUCUCCCGGUCCCGGAGCAGCUCCAGGUCUCCGAGCCGAAAGGAGUCCGAGCGCGACUCCCAGACCCCGACGGUGUCCGAGCUGGAGAGGCUGCUGUACACGGGCAAGACGGCCUGCAACCACGCCGACGAAGUGUGGCCCAGGCUCUACAUUGGAGAUCAGAACAUGGCGUCAGACCGCCGUGAGCUGGCCCGGCUCGGGAUCACGCACAUCCUGAACUGCGCGCAGAGCAAGUGGCGGGGCGGAGCCGAGUAUUACGCGGGAAUGAACAUCACCUACCACGGGAUCGAGGCUCACGACUCCCCGUCCUUUGACAUGAGCGUCAACUUCUACCCAGCGGCCGAGUUCAUCCACAAAGCCCUCUCAGGCGGAGGUAAGGUGCUGGUCCACUGCACGGUGGGAGUCAGCCGCUCUGCCACUCUGGUGCUGGCCUACCUGAUGAUCAGACAGAACCUGACGCUGGUGGAGGCCAUCAGGACGGUGAAAGAUCACCGGGGAGUCAUCCCUAACCGAGGCUUCCUCCGCCAACUCAACGGCCUGGAUGGCAUCCUGAGAGAGAGCCGCAAGACGUCGCCGCAGAGCUGAAAACACACACACACACACACACACACACACACACACACACACACACACACACACACACACACACACACACACACACACACACAAGCCAAGGUAGCAGCCAUCCACACAGACAGACAAAUUCAGAGCAACUCGUGUCUUUUCCAGCGUGGUGGCUCUGAGUAGCAACCGCUGAGCGGACGCUGGACGAACCGUUUGUUUGUGAUCCGUUCUGCCCGUUUACUGCAGUAGUCCUCUAGGGUCCCGCUCUCCGAAUGGUUUCUUCAGCGAAAGCUCUAAACCCGUCAGACUGACCAGUGGAGGGACUCGACAGUCUGCACAAUAACAGCCUCACGCUGUCCUUUAAAGCAUUCAAACAUUCAUUUAACGCAUUUUUUUUACUGAUGGGAAAAUCAGGGAAACCCUCAGGGAAGCAGCAGAGGGUGCCACUUUCAGGUCAUGUGUUUUUAUUUUAUUUUACAAACAUCCGGUUCAGAUACCCGUUUUACCCGGAGAGUGCAGCAGCAUGGCAUCGUCUCCCUCCAGACUAAACGCUCCCCAUCAGGGAGAGAUGACUGUGGACAUUUUAAAGACAAACAGACGGCGACCUGAUGGGGAAAUGAGUACAGUAUCAGUAUUAAUGUUUAGAUCCCACAGAAAUCACAUAGUAGAUUAGAGAGAUGCCUUUGAGUUCCAGCCUCUCCGUCUUCUAGGCUGCCAUCCUGAUCUCAACCCUCCUGGACAUGGUUGGGCAGAACAUUGAACAAAGUCCUGUAAAAGCACAACUAAAGUCUUGAAAAUACACGAGACAAAAGAAGAAAAACACUCUUUCCAAUGCGUGUUUAUCACAUUAAGGUAGAUUUGUUUUACAGGUAGUCUUGGUAAAAGCCUGCUUCGUUUCUAAUUCCUCCUUGGUUGGCUCGCAUCCUUCCUAUCUUCAUCCCUUCCUCCUCCUCCUCGUCUCCCCGACUUGAGCGAUUUUAAACUUAUCACAUUCCAGGGGACACGGGUGGCAGCUUCUCGCUCCCUUAACCACUUCCUUCCAGCUUGCUCCGUCGACCAAUCACUGGCAGGUGUUCGUUUUUAUUGUAAGUCCUGUUAGAGGUAUGCUGUGCACCUGAGGCUGGAGAUGAAAAGUAGGAAGAUGGCGGAUGCACAAGUCUAAAUUGCAGGACGACUCUGCAGUCUGAACACGGAAUGUAGCUAUUGAGGAGAGAAGAACCCUGGCACCUAAACGCAGGUGUCCUUAGAGAACGGGAGAGCCAGCUGCUCCACGGAGGCCAGGCUGAGAGUCCGGUUCAGCUGCUGAGUGGAAACAGCAACCACUUCCACGUUCACUUUGCCUGAAGACAUCAUCAUGCAGCUCUGCACUGGAGCUGGGAUCAGUUUACCUUAGCUUACUCAGACCAUUCCUUUUAACCUUGAUGAAACAUAAAACAAGGCAAGGGCCCUGAGCUACUAAAUCAUGCAGCAGUUGAACUACAGAUCUAAACCAGCAAAGCUUUGUAGCCAUUUGGUAUUAUCAGAAAUAAGAACAGAGAUUUCACUUCAGUGCGACUAGAUUUCCGUUCUUGGUUUACUGCAGAACACUAUCAACAGGUAUUUCAUUUACGUCCGUUAGCACUAGGUCCAGUCUAGUGCGCGUCUAAGUGUAUUAUUGACCGUGAGGGUCUCUUGGACCGCGUCACAGAACAGUAGCAGACAUGUGCCACCGCCAAAGCUACAAACUGCCUGGCGGACUGGACAGCGUUCAGCGUUCAGGGCCCAGUCAGACCCAGUAUGCUCCGUUACUUAAACAUUUAGGCCAGUUUAAGCCAGCUUUUUAAAUGUCCUCUGUGAAAUGGUGUUGUUUAAUACCUCAAUUACAGUGUUGGAAACAUAGUUUCUGGAUCUUAUUCACUUAUUUUUUGUGCCGUCUAUGAGCAGGAUGUUAGGGUGAGAAUUUCUCAUAGCUGAAAUGUACAUAAAAAAAUUAAUGUUUGGAUUUGUAAAGUCUUAGAAUAUGUAAAGCAAAGACACAGGCUGGAUGAUUCCCAGAAUUCCCAGAGAACCAGCUUACUGUAAAAAUCUCACUUUAGGGAGACUGGCUCCUCAGAAGUUUCAGUGAAGUGACCAGGUACGUUAUUUCAUCAGACCUUUAAAUGUUGGCUUAGAAAACGUGUCAACCUGAUUGCCUACCCACAGAGGUCACUGCUGGGGAUGUUGUGCUAUAAAGGGGUCCCAUCCAGACUGAACCUUAACAAAGGUGUUAAAAGUCAGAUAUCAUCGAUUGCUGUCGUUAAUAGAUCGUGUCAUACCUUUGACGAGAAGACGGCAACAUCUAAUCUAUGCCUCAUCUAGUCCCAUUUUCACUCGUCGUUCAAGCAGAGGGUGCUUUUGAUUUAAGACUAUGAGGCUGAGGUUAAGCCAAGAACAUAAAAACACAUUUGAAUAAAUAGCUUUAGUUAUUAGAAUCUCUCGGUUCGUGUCUCAGUGGUACAGCAGUACAACUGCAACAUGCAGUCCCUGAAGACCAUCCCAGGUUUUUGUCCUGACCUGUAAUCGGACCGCAUAUGUGGACGUUUUAAUUCUCUGUAUCUUUACAGAAAAACCCCAUCUAAAACCAGAACUGGUGUGUUGAAACACAGGCAAUUCUCUUAGUGUAGUUCACCUUUGAAUUCAAUCACAAGUACUUUGCUAUUGUAAUCUGUAUCCCCGCCAAGAUUAAAAGUACUCUGCGACAAAUGUUUUAAAGCAUUUUAAAGCUUCAAAUAGAGCCUGAUCCCUCAACACGUCUUUUUAUGUUUCUAAUUCUAGGCUGCCUAAUCUCUUGAGUCAUCAGCCACCCCUGCUUUCAGGGUUUAGCGCCGUAUUUGGACGUUUUGUCAAAUCACUUUCUGUAAAACAGAACAUAUUCUGUCGGUAUUUACGCUUGUUUUGAACGUCGGCCUGCUCUGAACGCUGACAUUAUGAGACGGACAUAAUCAGACGUUUAAAAACCGCCUCAGUGUUAUGCUGUGGUUGGCAUCCUAGCGUAGCUCACAGAGGACCAACAACUAAGGCCACGGCUCCAUUCCUUCGCCGCGCUGUGGCCCGAAGUGGCACCGCCGCCGAUCCCAGUGCUGCCUGCAAAACAACCUAACUCACCGGUGUUUGGGUCCAAGAGGAAACGUGAAAAUUCCCUCAAACGGGGCGACACCAAGCACACACUAGCAGGUUCAUGGCGUCCUUUGGAUCUGUUUACAAUGUGCUAGUUUCCAGACGGUGUCCGCCUUUCACAUCUUCUGUGUUUUAAUGUUGACCUAGCGUCUAAGCUAACAGCAUCCCAUGGGUAUCUAAACAGAAACAUUUUCUUAAAGCUUAGGUUAAACCUCAAAGGUCUGACGUUACUUCUGCUCAGUGUUGUCCUUUUGACAAAGGAACCUAUAUGAUGUCGUUUUAACAGCAUUAUCUGCUGAUCCGAAUAAGCUAAGCUACUAACAUAGAGACGGCAGUGGACAAAAAGAAGAGAACUCUCCUAAAAGAAGCCGUAGUGAAGUAUUUUCAUUUGGGGUUUUCAGCUUUCCUGUGGUGUGUUUUGUGUUUGUGAUUUUGUUGUGAUGUGACUUGUUGUUGGUCUCAGUUCCUGAUUAGAAUCCUGUGGUUUCUAGCAGAGAGCUUUCUGCAGGAAAACUUUGUAUUUUCUUCGUCUCACUGUCUUUGUGAUUCCCUGAAGGCGAAAACCGGAAAAGGAGAUGCUCAUGCCUUAAUCUGUGUUCUUCAACUUGGUCUUUUUACAGUGAAAAAAUUAUAAUUGUCUUUGUUUUGAUAAAUGCUGUAAUCGGUCAUGAAUAAAGAAAUGAAUAAGUAAUCUCUUUA